Molecule: messenger RNA, 675 nt
Organism: Aspergillus steynii IBT 23096
Lineage: Eukaryota; Fungi; Ascomycota; Eurotiomycetes; Eurotiales; Aspergillaceae
Exons: 2
Coding region: 1-675 (224 amino acids)
Source: RefSeq, a predicted model, not a curated record
AUGUCGAUCUUGAGCAAGAGUGUGGGAGCUGUUCACGAGCUCAAGACAUACACAUCUUCCUUCUGGUUUGAUCUUGGUGAUGUACGGAAUGGAGAUCGAAGGCCGUCAUCUCCAUUUUCAGAUGGUCAUUGCAAGAAACGUCCGUUUAAGGACCGAAGAUCGAAACCAUAUCACACUGCCGCCUUGUUCUAUCUCGGAGCCCCCCGAAGCCGCGCCAGCCUCAGCCUGGUGUCUUCAAUACACGAAGGCACUGGGGUCAAAACCUCAGGUGAUUUGCGUUCGAUCGUGCGUUCUCAAGACGUGCGAGCGCUGCGCGGCUGGCAAGCAUUCUUAAAAGUCGAUCCCCAUUCCCCUGCGGGAGGAGGCUUCCAAGGUGUGGGCCGCCCGUGGAAGCGAGGACAAGGAGACCCGGAAGACUGGUUGGCUGAGAUUGUAGAGGCUUCCCCCAAGUGGACAGUCGACGCUCCGAUUCAUGCCAUCCGAAUGAAUGAAGUCAAAGUCGGCCUUAUCAACCAGGUCAGCGAGGAUACCGUCCAGGUCGAUCCUUUGAGCAAGCCUCUGAUCCAGAGCAUAAUGAUACCGGCCGACAAAGACUCUCUGACUACUGGAGGAGGGAAAUUUCGACAGAAUAUGUCGGGAAUGCUAACUACAAUUACCGCAAAGUACCGGAUAUAG